AUGGCAAGUGAGGCAUCCGCACCUUCAAGAACUCCCUUCAGAAAACGCCUGCAGAAGGAGCUGGAGGGCUUGAAAGCACGCGGCAGUGAGGAUGGAAUUGCUGUCCAGGAAUGUGAUGACGAAACCUGGCACAUCCAAGUGCUGGGAGCUCCCGGCACCAUCUACGCUGGCGAGCAGUUCCUGCUUCGUUUCAAAUUCCCGCCUAGAUAUCCCUUGGAAAGCCCGGAGGUCGUGUUCGAGGGCCCGUCACCUGUGCAUCCGCACAUCUACUCCAAUGGGCAUAUUUGUUUGUCAAUACUCUACGAUGCAUGGAGCCCGGCUCUGACAGUGCAUGCCGUCUGCAUGAGCAUUGUUUCAAUGCUCAGCAGUGCACAAGAGAAGGUUCGGCCUCAGGAUGACGCAGCGUAUGUUUCGCGCGUGGGGCAUCGCUCGCCGAAGCUGUCCAGAUGGCAUUUCGACGACGACCGAAUUUGA
Molecule: messenger RNA, 474 nt
Organism: Symbiodinium sp. CCMP2456
Lineage: Eukaryota; Dinophyceae; Suessiales; Symbiodiniaceae
Source: the annotation of a GenBank genome assembly